This is a messenger RNA of Staurois parvus, 348 nucleotides long. The record is from the annotation of a GenBank genome assembly. Lineage: Eukaryota; Metazoa; Chordata; Amphibia; Anura; Ranidae.
AUGGGUCCCUGAAACGGCCUCCCAUUGCUGCUGUCUCCAUCGCCACACUCUGCCAUGUGCCACUUUCAGGUCUCCUCACACUGCUGGUGGGUUCCAUUUUGUCAUAGGGUGUGCUGUAAGGCCUCCCAUUUGCUGCUGCCUCCACCGCCACAGACAGUGGCUCCACACUCUCUGGUUUAUGGCCCCGGUGACUGCCCAAAUGAGUGAAGUGUAACGGUGAUUCUAAGAUCGACGGCACUCAUCUGCAUGUCAUGCUCUUUACUGACUGGCAGUAUUUAUUUCUUCUUUCCCCAGCAGACUCCAAGGCAUAUUAAAUUAUACAGGGUACAGUGUUCUGCACUAAUAUAA